Molecule: messenger RNA, 996 nt
Organism: Parnassius apollo (apollo)
Lineage: Eukaryota; Metazoa; Arthropoda; Insecta; Lepidoptera; Papilionidae
Source: the annotation of a GenBank genome assembly
AUGCUAUACCAGCGUUACUUUCUACGCAUGAACCAGACUAACAUGACACACCUACUCGGACUGCUGCUAACGUUUGCUUUAGCGCUAAUGGUGGUGCAGAUUCACACACUGCUCAUCGCUCAGAACUUUUUUAGCGGCAUUGUACUACCCACCAAUACGUCUGUUUUCAUUGAUUCAGACCCAUACCGAUUUGAAUUCACACCGGAGCCCCGGAACCUGACCACACUGAAUUUCGACUACUUGCUCGAGGGUAACGCUUCCCACAUGAAACGCGUCUACUACGCUAAAGAACGCGCCGCACACAUAGUUAACAUCAUAGUUCUCGGAAUUGCUGCACUAGUGUAUGCCUGUCUUCUGGCAUGCUUGAGCCGACCAGCCAUGAAUGAAAUAUACCUGCUGACGAUCUCCUACGUUGUGUUGGCAACCUUCAUCUUAAUUGAAUUGGGCCUCGCUGGAACUUCAGUUUUCAGGUCCCUGAGCGUGAGUGCCGGCACCUGCGCACUGUUCACAUACGUCACCUACGCCACGCUGCCGGUACGAUUACAUGAGGCCACAAUUGGGGGGAUGGCAUUGGCCGUUAUUAACAUCGGUGCCCACGUAAUUCUCAACAAAACCUCGGACAUACAGAUCUUCUGCAACUUGACGACACUAAUAGCGAGCAACUUAGCCGGUAUAAUGACACACCAUCCCCGUGAACUCGCGCAGCGUCGAGCUUUCCUCGAGACUCGCGACUGUGUCGAGGCCAGACUAGUCACACAACGCGAAAACCAACAACAGGAACGUCUCUUGCUGUCGGUCCUACCGCGUCACGUUGCGAUGGAAAUGAAAGCCGACAUCGCUAAUCAGCCCCGUCAAGAACAAUUUCACAAGAUCUACAUUCAAAGAUAUGAAAAUGUGAGCAUUCUUUUCGCCGAUAUCUGCGGAUUCACUUCACUGUCGGAUCAAUGUACUGCUGAAGAGCUGGUGCGCCUCCUUAACGAGCUCUUUGCCCGGUGA